GCCGGCGGCUCGCUAUGGCGGAGGUACCGCGGUAGUGACACAAAGCGGCUCCGAAGCAAAGCAGACACCCGGCGUCCGCCCCGCUCCUUAGAAAGCACAACUUCGGCUCGCUGGCACCCAUUCUCCUUUCUAACAGCGAUCGCUACGACCGGAGCGCCUGCGUGCUGUUUGCAUGCCGACCCUCAGCGCUCAGGUUUCUGCCUCUUCCCAGCUGCAGCAGGAGGAAGCGGAAUGGGAGACCCUCAACACGCUGCUGCUGCGCCAUGGAAUGGAGCCCCUGAGCAUCGCGGCGUCCCCGGGCAGCGGCAGCGCUCCAGAUGUGAUCGCUUUGGACAGUGUGGGAAUAAGACUUGCAUUAAAAACGUUAUUGGAAGACACCGACCGACAACAGAAGAUGAUGUACGGGCUUAUGGAGACUAAUCAUAAUCUUAGAGAUGAGGUACGACAGGAACGAGGUCGGGCAUCUCGGCAAGAGAAAAGGGCUAACGAACUGGAAAAUGUGGUGGAAAACAUCAAGUCAAAAAUCCGUCAGCUGGAAGAUGAGACAAUAGCUAAAGUUUGCCGGCAACAGAAUCAGGUCCAAGAUCUUCAAAAGGAUCAGCUGGUUUCACAGGCAAAAUACCAACAGCAGCAGGAAAAGCUGCAAGAACAAGAGGAGAUUAUUGCCCGUUUGCAGAGGGAGCUGUGCAAAGCUGGGGUGGAGGAGCAGCAGCGUGUUGCCACUCAAACCAAAAUGUUCUGCCAGUUUUGCAAGAGAGCUCCCAAGUCCCUUCUAGAUCAGCAGUUUCUUUGCCUAAUUGAUUAUUAUGAAUCUCAAAUUAAUCAAAUGAAGAAGGAGCUAAGGCAAUAUAAAAAAGCCGAAGGUGAUAUACAAAGAGAAGUAAAAAGCAAAGAAAAAUUCUUAAAUCUAGAUGCUACUCCGAAUUACAGAGCGCUGCUCACGUCUUUUCAGAAUCAGCUUGUUGAAACCAAAGCCAGGAAUGAGCAGCUUUUGCUUGAAAAUACAAAUCUCAAGAAAGAUUUAGAAUCAAGACCAACUGCACAGGAAUUAAAACUUUACAAGCACCGAGUGAAGAAACUAGAGAAAACUUUAAAGAAAACUAUCCAGUCUUCAGGGAGCACUACCAGAGAAGGAACAGAAGAAAAGAAAGAACCUAAAAUUACUGCAGAAGAUCAGCUGCAUGCAGUUUGCCAGCAGUACUUACAGGUGUUGUCCAAUAUUGACUCUAUUAUACGAAGUCCAAGAGCUCCUCCAUUAAUAUACAGGCGCAGUAAAGGGCCAGUGCAAAAUUACAUUAAAGAGAAUGGACAGGACUGUGGAUUUGAGCACCUCCCACUCACUAUAGAAAUGUGGGCAGAUCAACUAGUGGCCCUAAAGGAUUUGCACAGGUCAUUGAGAAAACUGUCUCUGGAAUUGGUGCCCUGGCACAUUACGGAUCCACAAGAUAACACAGAAUCCAUACGAGUUCAAGACCUUCAGUUCAUGGUAGAUACAGUUUUAGAAGAAAUAGAAAACAAGGAAAAGAACAGCCAGAGACCGUCCUUACCAACACUGUUUGCAAUAGUCUCUCACUUCCAGAAGUUGUUUGAUGUGAAUUCUCUGAAUGGCAUUUACCCACGAAUGAAUGAGGUGUACACAAAACUCGGAGAACUCACCAAUGCUAUGAGAAAUCUCCAAGAGCUCCUGGAACUAGAUAGUUCAGUUCCACCCACGGUGGUGGUGGAUACUGUUGGGAAACUGUGUGACAUAAUUAAUGAGAAUGUGACUGAACAACUACAGCGGCUUCUGGGGACCCAAGACAUCCACAGUAUCAUCAAUAAGCUAGAAGAACACGAAUGCUUCUUUCCACCGUUUCAAGCUCUCAUUCAAGAUUUGCUCUCUCUUCUAGCUCCUUUUUUUCCUGUGAAAUGAAUGGCCUGCUGUUUUUCACUGCAACAUCGAGGGUCCUUUUCUUGACUUCUUCCAAAGAUUCAAAAAAUUCAAACCUGCAAGUAAAGUUUUGAAAGGAGUGACUUACGUCAAAAACUGUGUCAGUGGCCGAAAUACAGCAGCGUUAACAGAGAAGGAGCACAGCUUCAUGCAAUGACCUUCGCAAUCAAUGACUCACACCCAAAGUUUGGAAAGGUUUGACUGUGCAUUAUAAACCUUGAGAACGUUGGUGCCCGACCACAGCUUUAGCAGAGUUUGAGGGCUGACUACAAAACACACGUGAACACAGCCAACUCCCCAUGGAACAAAACAGGCAAUUAUUUAGGUUUUAUUAACAUUGUGAGAAAUUUCUUCCAAGCCAGCUUCUUCCAUAACAGCCUGCUGGUCAGACCAUGCCAGGGGGAUGAAGGAAAGCAUGCAUCCAUGAUGAAAUCUGUUUAACAACCAUUUUUGCCCUUCGUGGAAGAUCAGCAUGUUUUCCAUGCAACCUUUGUUACUCAGAGGAAAUAGCCAAGCCAAGCCCCCAAGUUUACAAAGUAGGCUUAUACCACAUUAAGAGAAGACAAAGAAAUAAACCUGUAGCAAUUAAA
Molecule: messenger RNA, 2520 nt
Organism: Gallus gallus (chicken)
Lineage: Eukaryota; Metazoa; Chordata; Aves; Galliformes; Phasianidae
Gene: CEP70
Product: centrosomal protein 70
Exons: 15
Coding region: 173-1912 (579 amino acids)
Biological process (GO): cilium assembly; regulation of microtubule cytoskeleton organization
Cellular component (GO): centrosome
Molecular function (GO): gamma-tubulin binding
Source: RefSeq, a predicted model, not a curated record